CGACACCGUCGUCGACGUCGUCCCCGUGCCGCCUGAACCGCGUGCCGCGCGUCGCGAUGAAGCUCAAGGAGCGCCUCGUGCUUGGCCUCAGCGUGUCGGCCGUGCUGUUCACGCUGCUGCUCGUCGUGGACCUGCAGAUGGACCUGGGCAUGUCGGGCCACCACCUGGUGCCGAGCCACGGCCGCGUGCGCUACGGACACCAGCAGCAGGACGCGCCCGGCAGCGCCUACAACAGCUUCAGGAGGAAGUUCCUGCAGCGCAACAACAACGCCUCGCGGGAGUACAACUCGGGCACGCAGCAGUCGCCGCAGGAGCACAGCGAGGCGACGCACGGCGUGGUGCACCCCGCGGCCCGCCACCAGUACACCGUGCACGGCCAGGGCGGCCACGUGGUGCCGACCCACGAGGUGGACUUCGAGGCCCUGCCCACGCACGCGCCGCACGAUGACUUCGCCGACCUGCUGGACUUCAUGCUCAACAACAAGGACCUGGACCGCGGCGGCUUCGUGCGCCUCGAGUCCGGCGACGAGCUGCCCAAGAUCCACCGCACGGCCGGCGGCGGCCUCGCCGACGACUCGGGCAACCCCACCAUCGCCGACAUGCUGGGCGUCAAGCCAAGACACAACGCCACGACGCUGGAGAAGUUCCAGUACGGCAUCUCGAAGCACGAGCUGUACAGCAAGGACGACCCGCUGGUGGAGCGACUGCUGCACGACAUGGCCACGCAGAAGAUCCUGCACGUCAGCCAGAAGGACGGCGGCACGCAGAUCAAGCUGGUCAUCGACUACCCCCACGGCGUGCAGGCCCUGUUCAAGCCCAUGAGGUUCCCCCGAGACCAGCAGACCCUCCCGAACCACUUCUACUUCACGGACUACGAGAGGCACACCGCCGAGAUCGCCGCCUUCCACCUUGACAGGCUGCUGGGCUUCCGCCGGGCCAUGCCCGUGACGGGCCGCACGCUCAACAUGACCACGGAGCUGUACCAGCUGGCGGACGGCGAGCUGCUCAAGACGUUCUUCGUGUCGCCGUCGUCCAACCUGUGCUUCCACGGCAAGUGCUCGUACUACUGCGACACCGGGCACGCCAUCUGCGGCAGCCCCGACACGCUGGAGGGCUCCUUCGCCGCCUUCCUGCCCCCCAAGGAGAUGGCCACGAGGAAGGUGUGGCGACACCCCUGGCGGCGCUCGUACCACAAGCGCAAGAAGGCCCAGUGGGAGAUGGAUUCCGAUUACUGCUCCCUGGUGAAGGACAUCCCCCCGUACGACAGCGGGCGCAGGCUGCUGGACCUCAUGGACAUGGCCGUGUUCGACUUCCUCAUGGGCAACAUGGACCGCCACCACUACGAGACGUUCCGCGUCUUCGGCAACGACACGUUCCCCGUGCACCUGGACCACGGCCGCGGCUUCGGCCAGCCCUUCCACGACGAGAUGUCCAUCCUCGCGCCCAUCCUGCAGUGCUGCAUGAUCAGGCACAACACCCUCAGCACGCUGCUCAGGUUCCACAACGGGCCCAAGCCGCUGAGCGAGCUGAUGCGCGAGUCCAUGACCAAGGACCCGGUGGCGCCGGUGCUGUGGGAGCCCCACCACGUGGCGCUGGACCGGCGCGUCAAGAUCAUCCUGGAGGCCGUGCGCGACUGCGUGUCCAAGACGAGCGCCCAGGAGGCCGUGGUGCACGACGACUUCUCAUAGCUGUGAUAAGGGCGGCGGGACGCGGCGGACCGGCCUCGGAGGACGUCAUGACGUCACCGAGCGCGUCAGUCUCGCGGCCCGAUCGGCGCCCCGAGCGGCGGCCACGGCUGUCCUUGUUUAGGUUAGGGUGAGAGCGACCUCCUCGCGCCACCAGGCAGAUGGCACAGCCCGGCAGAUGGCAGCCCCAACGAAUAGUACAAGUAGAUUAAAAAGUGGGGGCGGGCGGCACGGCCCUAGGCUUGGCCGUAGCAGCCGAGGGGACCACCGGCGCGCUAUAGCAUUUACCGCAGAGGCGCUUGACUGUGUGUGUGCCGUGUAUGUGUGUGUGUGUCUGUGUGUGUGGGCGUCGCGAUACACAUAGUUCCUUGAGGAGGCAGCUACGUGCUUUUGGACUCUCUAGUCAGCUGCUGAUGGGAUGCGAGUUCCACGGCAGCGGGGCCGAAAGACGACGCUGUGACUGUGUUGUUGUUACAAAGUGUAGCACGUUUUGUGAUUGCGUUAGUGAUGGCGAAGAAGUACCUACAGUUCUAUUUUCUAAAAUGAGUAAAGUCUGUUGUUUUUUAAAGUUACUUUCGCUGUAGGCUUUGCUUUGCUUUCCGUGCUGUUCCCUCAAAGCACUUGAAAACGCUUUGAAACGAGAAAAACACGAGUCAACAUGUUUCCCUUGCCCACAAAUCAAUUUUAAAUCUUUUAAAAGCUUUACAAUACGGUUCAAUCUAGUCACUGAAAUUGGCAUAGUUUUCACUCAUCGCCGACCAAAACGUAAUCUUUAAAAAUAAUUUUUGAAACCGACGUCUCGGUACCCUCUGGACCCGUUCACACACUCUUGUGGUUUGCUGCACAAAAAGUUUAUUUGUAAAAAUUUAUGUUGCCUGAAGCUUAGCUUGCUUUGAACAGUUGUUGUAGCUAUCGAAAAAUACUAGUUUUUACUAUAGAGUAUAUUUUUUGUAUGAACUAUUAAGACUUUUGCUGUAAAUCUUUUAUAAAUGAAGACAAUUUACGUACUAUUAUUGUUUAGAUGUAUGAGGUUUGUGAUUUUAUUUUAUUGUUGAUUUUGUUGCUUUGGUUAUUUCUUUAAAUUAAUAUUGCUUGUUGAUAUUGUAAAAGAACUCUAACAAAUUAGGUUCAAAUUUAAAGAGAUCACUGUGUGACCCUCUUACUACAAAGAAGCUGCUGUUGGCUCGGCUCUUAGUUUGACCCUGAUUUAUGUUGUUCUUGGAAUUUAUAUGGUACUGUUUGCAUGGUUGUGUGAUUGAGUGAGUGAAAGAAAGAUUGUGUGUGUAUGUGUGUAAGUGAGUAUGUGAGGGAGUGAGAGUGUCGCACAACCUGUGUACGUGAUCUAUUCUUUUGUAAAGCAACAAUAUGUAUAUAAAUAUGUAUUUAUGUAUGUAUUUAAAAUUAUAAGCUGAAGCUGUCUUCUAUUGGUCUGUCUGCGAAGAAUUAGUAUGUGACUGACGAAAACGCCAAAGGUUUUAUUCUUAUGUCGUUAUAAAGUGAAUAAAUUUCAUGAGAUAGGAUAAUCUCAUGCUAUUGUAGUGACGAGACUGGUCAUCUUAGAGAUGACAUGGCGUCUGGGUUCUCUAUGAUUGGAAAAUGUUAAGGCUUUUAAUUUCUUCCAAAUCAAGUUAAAUUUUGUUUCUUGUUUUUAAUACAAAAUUACUUUUGAAAGAAGUAUUUGUGCCAUGAUGGGUAAGGUAAUCUGUUACUUGAUUUCUCCGAUGAUAUCAUAAAAUGUGUUAUCUGUUUUCAUACCCAGCUAAAUAUGAUCCAGAUUUGUUUGUAAACCGUGGAAGCAAAAUGUGUGUUUUUAAUAAAAAGUCAUUGUAAAGAAUGAAUUGUAUUUUAAUGUGUCUUGUAAAUAAACCUCUUUUAUGACUGGACCAACUGAGGUUCUGAACAUA
Thrips palmi is the source of this 3589-nucleotide messenger RNA. RefSeq names its product extracellular serine/threonine protein CG31145. Gene Ontology annotation, cellular component: Golgi apparatus. NCBI's taxonomy places the organism in Eukaryota, Metazoa, Arthropoda, Insecta, Thysanoptera, Thripidae. The transcript is spliced from 8 exons. Gene Ontology annotation, biological process: protein phosphorylation. Bases 57 to 1688 code for a protein of 543 amino acids. The record is from RefSeq and is a predicted model, not a curated record. Gene Ontology annotation, molecular function: protein serine/threonine kinase activity.